UCCCAGCCUGCCCCGCGGCCCCAAGAAGCCCGCCGGGGAUUGGCUGGGGCGCUGGGGAAUUCCCCGGGCCCCCGAAAUCCCCUCCAUGGGCCCAGCCUGAGCCAGCGGCGCCGGCCCGGGCAUGGCAGCGGCGCCCCGCGAGCCGCAGGGUUAGGGUGGGUCCCCCAGUAAUGGCGGAGCUGCAGCCGCGGGCCCCGCCGGCCGGGCUGGGCGAGGCCAAGCGGCCGGAGGCGGGCGAGGACUGGUGCGACAGCGGCCUGGGCUCGCUGAGCGAGGGGCAGCUCAGCCAGAUCCAGGAUGGCCUGGGGCCCCCCCCGGAGAAGCCCCCGCACCCCCCCGCUGCCGCCGCCGCCGUGACCUCUGACCCCUGCCCCGGGGGGCGCCCCGUGACCUCUGACCCCUGCCCCGGGGGGCGCCCCGUGACCUCUGACCCCGGCGGCCCCCGGAACCCUGACUCCUGCGAGCGCCUGGACUCUGCCCUGGGCGACUCCCUGGGCGAGGAGGAAGCCGGCUGGGGGGCGGCCGGGGGGCAGGCGGUGGGGGCGAUCACCCAGGGCGUGGAGGCCGUGCGGCUCGGGGAGCCUGCGCCCCGGGCCGGGGAGCCGCCCGCGGUGGGCCCCGAGGACUGGCUGCACCACGUCCUGGGCUUCGUGACCGAGGACGGGGAUACAGCCCUCCACCUGGCAGUGAUUCAUGAGCAUGAGGCCUUCCUGGAUUCUAUCCUGCAGUACACGGCCGGGACGGAAUACUUGGAUCUGCAGAACGACCUGGGCCAGACGGCACUGCACAUUGCUGUCAUCCUCGGCGCCUCCAACUUUGUCUGCAAGCUGAUGGCAGCCGGGGCGGGGCUCUGCAUGCAGGAGAAAGCUGGCCACACAGCGCUGCACCUGGCAUGCCGGGAGGGCUGGCGGGACUGCGCACAGUGGCUCCUGGCAUCGCUGAGCGGGCACAGGCCUGGCGAAGGGAAUGAUGCCUGCGCUCAGUUGGACUGCACCAAUUAUGACGGUUACACGCCGCUGCACGUGGCUGUCCUGCGGAAGGACCUCGAAGUGGUCAAGCUCCUUGUGGGUGCCGGAGCCGAUCUCAACAAGGCGGAGCUGAGCUGUGGGCGGAGUCCCCUCCACUUGGCGGUGGAGUCGCAGAGCCCGGAAGUGGUGGAGUGCCUGCUGCGCGCCGGAGCGGACCCGCGGGCCCGGAUGUACGUCGGUUACACCCCCAUCUAUAGCGCCGUGCACCGGCCCAACCAAAAGAUCUUGCAGCUGCUCCGGGAGUUCGGCUCGGAGGAGCCCGACUGGGAUUCGGAGGAAAGCCUGGCUGACAGCAGCGACGAGGAAUACGACGACAUCGUCAUCAACAGUGGACACUAUAAGAACUGACAGGGCCCGGCCGGCAUCGCCUGCAGCGUGAGCCGUUACCCAUCUCCAUAAAAGACUCGCGUCCUGCUCUGCCGCUGUGGGAAUAAAUUUUGGCAGUGGCUCAAUCUCUCCGUUCCCAGCUAGUUCCAACUAUUUAUCCGAAAGCUGCGGUCUCUGGCAAAGCUCAGUAUAAAGCUCCCGCUGCUUGGAACCAGUAGCCAAACUUCACCAGAGCUUUGAUCUAAUCCGUUUAUUUCCCCCCUCCCUUGUUCGUUUUCUUCCGUGUUUUAGUUUAGUCCGUUUAUAUCGAGUUAUUUUGAUUACGUUAAAAUAAAAUGGUAUUUCAGCACCUGCUGCUCGUUGCAGUCGCAGCUGGGCUGGAUUGUCGGCAGGAUUUCUCUGCUCGCUGCAUCCUUUGCCCUGUCGAGCCUCUGGCUGUUUGCUUUCGAAGCGGGAGCGUCAUCCCUACCCGUGCAAGGGGUCUUGCUGGAGUCCACGGAUGCUGGUCCCAUAACCAAGCAAUUCGGGUCAGUGGGGAGCUGCACAGAAUGGGGGGUGUUUCCAGCUGGCUUUUAGCUGCCUUUCAAACCCCUUAGGCCUGUUUGCUUUUAUCUUGAGAAGCAGCGAGCACCGCCUUACUCCAGCUGGAUUUAGUACGUGGGGCCGGAUUCUUUUUAGCUGCUUCCAUCUAAGCACCUAACUGAGGCGGAUGGAUUUUCACGAGCGCCGUGCAGCCCUGGGCUCCUCCCCCGGCUGUAAGGACCAGGGUGAGUGAGUGCUCUUGAAAAUCUGGGCCUCUGCUAGCGUUUAGGAUAGACAGGGCAAUAGCUCCGACUCAGGGUAGGAGGAUCGAAACAGGCAGGGUGGGGGAGAAGUUCACAGGAGGAGCAGAUGAGGCUGGUGGGAAGAAUGGGGCGGGGGGGUCUGUUCUGAGCAGAGUGAGGAAGAGGAGGGAAGAGAGGCCAAAGAGAGAGACCUUUUAGAUCUCAAAGGUGGGGGCGUGAGGUUAGAAAGAGUCAGGGCGUGUUUGGAGCUGUCUGAUUUGGGUCAGACGUGGAGAAAGAGGGACGGCGUCUGUGCCGUCUGGUGUAGGAACAGGGCCUCUCUUGUACCUUGCCAGUCUUGGCUGCUUCUAAGCAGCUCCGCCGGCACUGCAAGGUGGGACCAUCUUCAUUCCUUUCCCUGAGGAGUUGGUUUUCUUCCUCUGUGGUUGUUGACUGGCUGUAAAGCUUCGUUCGUGCUAUACUUGGCGGUGGGUGUCAAUAGGGUCUCUUCUGGAGCUACGCAGGAAGCGGUUUUCCCCUCCUGUUAAUGUUUUUGGAGAUCAAAAUAUUUGCCUGCCUCAAAAUUGGGCUGAAAAUUUCCAUCUCCGCCUUUCCUGAGCGGAAGGGCUGAAAAUAAUUUCAGUUGAGGCGUUAAGAUUUUGAUUGUUUUGUAAGUCUGAAUUCAUUCAUUUCAAAACCAAAAGUUGUUUUGUCUCCAAAACUGGAAACUUCCCUUGUUAAAACAGGACAUUUGACUGGUUUUAAACCUCCACCCCCCUCCCAGUGUUUUGAACUGAGCAAGUCUGCCAAAGAGGCCCUGUUCACAAGCAGCUUUGGCUUUGACAAAUUGACGUGGUUUUUUUCCCCCCAGGGGUGGGAACGGUUUGUCAGAUUCCCGACUAGCUCUGAUCUUUGCAUCUAACACCGUGGACUCUCAAUGGAGACUGGACCACUGGGUGCUGCGCUGUCUGAAAUUGCUUCUGUUUGCUGGGGGGUAAUUUUGGAAGAGCCGCCCUAAGCAGACCUGAGACUUGAUUUAGAAACUGGCUGCAUUAGUUACAGAUGGCUUUUCAGUAAGACCUACUCCCCGUUCGAGCUUUGGAAGGGUGCGGGGAGAAAAGAUUUAAUUCUAAACAAAAUCCUCAUUCCCCAAGGCUGCUGUUUCCUCCUUUACAUUCUCACGCUUCUUGUAAAUGAAAACACAGGCCCAAACGUAAGGGAAGAUGGGGGCUCUCUGUUUUUUAGGGGGCGGGGGUUAAUUCUCAAGGGCCGAGCACCUUAGCUGACAUCAGUGUGAUCUCAGUACCAGGAGUUGGGGGCGGGCUAAUGAGGUUCUGGAUGUGUCGGGGGGAGCCCGGACUCAGUAGCCUUCCUGGGAAGUGAGGUUGGAUUUUUAGUUCACUUGCCCCAGUGCAAAGGACUGAGGGACCUGACUCUGUUAGAGUCAAUAAUACUUUUCAGGUGGACCAGGAUUGAGCCCUCUUGGCCUCCGUACUUAUUUACUAAAGGGCUUGUCUAACACACAAGUUGUAGCACUUCAACACCACCUGGCUCUGUGCAGCAGAAGAUAACAGAGGUCAGGCUCAUUGUCCCCAUUUUACAGAUGGGGAAAUGGAGGCACAAUGAGUUGCCCAAGGUCACCCAGUGGCCAAACUGGGAGUAGAACCCAGGUUCAACAAGUCCCUGGUCCAGGGCUCUAUGCACUAGGCCACGCUGCCUCUUUGUGUCUGUCUAGUUAAAGUUGGACAGUCCCAUCUGUGGGCAAGCAGUUCUACCGACACAAAGGUGCUUUAUUUCCCCUUCGGGAAGGGGAAUGGGCUGUACCAAUGUAAGGCACCUCUAGACCAGUCUAACUGUCCACACUAGCGGCUGUACUGUCUUGCUAUCAGUAAACUCCCCCACCCUCUCCAAGUGACGUAGUUCUACUGUUACAAACAUUGCUGCAUGGAGCAGGCCUCAGACCUGGUGGUCUUGGAAUGGACAGACUGACCCCCAGCCCCCUGAGUGGGUUUUGAUCCAUUGGAUGAGGGACGCUGUUCACGAGGCCCCACCCACUUUAGCUCCCGAAAGCAGCCUGGUCCCUGGCUGAUUGUUCUCUACCACCGGGCUGAAGAGGCUGCUGCAUUCUUCUCCCAGCAGAAGGGAAAUGGCUUUUUCUGUGUAAGCUGGGUCUGUGUCUAGAGAGACAGAGCCCACAUAACUCUCGUCCAGUGCGUGUUUUUAGCUAUGUUGUGAGUUUUGUAUGAGCUGUCGUCUAACUUUAUAUGGCUCUGUGUCUGCGUGUUCUUUCUCCCCUCUCUUUGUAUCCUGUAUGUUCUUGACCAGUGAUGGGGGGAUGAGAUUAAAGCUACUGCUUGACCUA
Messenger RNA from Mauremys mutica (yellowpond turtle), 4481 nucleotides. RefSeq names its product NFKB inhibitor beta (gene NFKBIB). The coding region runs from base 171 to 1376 and encodes 401 amino acids. Gene Ontology annotation, biological process: cellular response to lipopolysaccharide; signal transduction. Gene Ontology annotation, cellular component: cytosol. Lineage: Eukaryota; Metazoa; Chordata; Testudines; Geoemydidae. Gene Ontology annotation, molecular function: protein binding. The record is from RefSeq and is a predicted model, not a curated record. The transcript has 6 exons.